GAGAGACGAGAUUUAAAGUGAUAGAGGGCCAAAAGCAGUUGCCUUAGGACUCUCUUUAAUUUCCAAUUGUGUGAAAACUUUAUUGAUAUUUUUCUAUUAGAAGAAGUGUGUGUGGUUAAGGCAGUGAGGAAGAUGUAUGUAACUAGACCGCGGUCAGUCUAUCACCACUUCCCGGGAGCUCUUUCGCUGCAGCCACAGGCAGAUGUUGCGUAUUCGGGCCACCUCGUUGUGACAGAUGAGGAAUCGGAGGCGAUGGACUCCUUCUGCUGUGGGAUUUGGAGGAAUCACAAAAUCAAUAGGCUGCCUUUCCCUUCAGACAGAGUGUUGCAGGUGGUGCACUCUUCGUUGCAGGAAGAGGUCGGCGUGAUCAAGGCUUGGUUCGUACCUGUUCUCGAUCAGCCUCUCUCGUCCAAUCGCUACUAUGUCAUCAAAGCUAAGGGAAGGCGAAAAGGGCAGGCCUACACAUGUUCGAGAGAGGGAGAUGUCGGGAUGUGCUGCUGUAGGCGUCCUCGUGUGGAGUCGAAAACAAGGCCUUUUGAUCAUAGGGAUAGGUACCAGCAGUUGGAGAUUAGGCCAUUUCAUGGUGGUGGUUUUUGUGCUAGAUCAGUGGAAUGGGAUGGUCACCCUCCAAAUUUCCUCAGCAAAGGUGGGUGGGAAGUCUACAAGGCGCCUUCGUGCAGGCUCCAUCUGCACGAAGGCGCGGGCCUCCUUCCCACGCCUCCGCUGGGGUUCCCUGACAGGGACCUCCCACUCAGCGCGAGGCGCUCCACUCCUGUGGUGGUGGGGAGGUGGUACUGCCCUUGUGUUAUGGUGAAGGACGAGGAGAUGAGGGCGGCCGAGCAGAUGAAAAAGUGUAUGGUGUAUGAGGUGAGCCUGAAGCAGUGGUGGGAGCAGAUACAUUCUGUGGAGAAUGAAGGUGGUGGGAAGGAGGCUGUGGUUGUGGAUGCGAGGGUGAGGAGGCUGGUGUGCCGGGCUAUUGGGAUGGAGGCAGAGAAGGAGGACGGGGGAGGGGCGGACGGGUUCGUGUGGUUUAGGGGGAAGGGGGAGUGUAGGAGGAGGGUGGGUGUGGGGUUGAGUUUGAGUUUGUAUGAGAAGAUGAGAUGGGUGCAAGAGACAAGAGGGUGGUUUGAUGGGGAGAGAGAGGUGAGGGUGAAGGGGAAUAAGGAAGUUGGGAGUGAGAGUAGUUGGACUAGGUUUGGUUGCUAUGUGUUGGUGGAGAGCUUUGUGUUUAGGAGAAUGGAUGGGAGUUUGUUGAUCAAUUUUAAUUUUAGAAAUACAGAUAAGAUUGUGUGCAAAUGGGAGUGAUGUAGCUUCAAGAUUUGAUCAAUUCCUACCAUGUAUGUGCAUAGCUGAUUAAGCCCCAGAAAAAUUUCCAAAGAGGCCCACUUCUAUAUAGUAUAUUUCAAUAUUCGAAAUUGAUUUUUGGA
Salvia hispanica is the source of this 1427-nucleotide messenger RNA. RefSeq lists its product as uncharacterized. The record is from RefSeq and is a predicted model, not a curated record. Lineage: Eukaryota; Viridiplantae; Streptophyta; Magnoliopsida; Lamiales; Lamiaceae.